Cadophora gregata is the source of this 897-nucleotide messenger RNA. RefSeq lists its product as uncharacterized. NCBI's taxonomy places the organism in Eukaryota, Fungi, Ascomycota, Leotiomycetes, Helotiales, Ploettnerulaceae. Gene Ontology annotation, biological process: protein folding. Gene Ontology annotation, cellular component: endoplasmic reticulum membrane. The transcript has 5 exons. The record is from RefSeq and is a predicted model, not a curated record. The coding region runs from base 1 to 897 and encodes 298 amino acids.
AUGGGGUCAACACAGUUUGGAAACUUCCAUGACUUCUGUCGCGACUCAACACUGCCCAUCUGCAACAUAUUUCCUGGGUUCACGUACCACGACCAGUCGGGAUUUGAAGGAGGGUGUGUUCUUACAGGCAUAUCCCUCAGUAAGGGACGACAUCUGGGAAAUCUAGGCGUCAUCUUGCUCUGUGGAGUUGCGAUUGUGGUAUCAGCAUUUCUGCUAUGGCGAUCAGAACGGAAACAAGCAGCCGUCGGACGAAGGGAAAUGCAACUCUUCCUCCUCGGAUAUAUCAUCAUCGAAAUAUGUGAAAUAUUCACAGUUGGAAAGAUCCCUGGCCUGAAGGAAUCUGUUCGGAUAGGGUUUACUGGUAUUCACCUCGGCAUGAUCAUUGCAACGCUUUGGAUCCUCAUGCUCAACGCUGCUGUUGGUUACCAAAUACUCGACGACGGCACAGCUCUCUCAGUCGGACUUAUGGUCGGUUCUGCUGCUGCGCUCUUCAUCGGAACGGGCUACAUCACCCUUGACACGGGUUUCUCAUGGACAGGCCACUUUGACCGAAGUCUUAGCGGCAACAACAGGCAUAUUGCCCUUUAUGUUCUGUAUCAGCUGGCACCCUUGGUCUUCCUAUUCAUCUUCUUCGUUCUGGAGACGGUAUUGGUCAUUCGAGUUCUGGGCGAGAGGAAACCCAUGAUAUACUUGUUUGCGGCAGCUCUCCUGUUCGCCAUUGGCCAAAUCUUCAACUACGUGGUCAGCAUCCAUAUAUGCAACGGGACCGAUGGCAAAAUCGACGGAUCGAUGUUUGAGACCCUUUUCACGCUUCUCUCUGUUGUUACGAUAUGGGUCUUCUGGUCCAGCAUCACUGAAGACGACUGGCCAAUGCCUGUCAAUAACACAUACUCGUGA